GGAGAGCCGGAUUGGGGAAAAGAGGAAUGUUCAACCUUCGUUUCCAUAGCCGUAGCGCUCCACCUCCUUUCUUUGUCGGCCCUUUUUCUUAUUCCUUACUUACGGGCUUUGCCUACACGACGCUCGGAUGUAAUUCGCCCAACCAGUCCUUCUUCUUCCCAUCUCAUAGGUCGCCGUGAAGGUCCAUUUUGGGAGCGGCUGUGGAGGACCCAGAGGGAGAUGGAGCUUGGAUUAAUUUACCUGCGUCACGUCCGUGAGCACCCUGCCUUCACCGCGGACGACGCAAAGAAAAAUGUAGGGACAUGCGGCUUGCCAGCGUUCUGGUUUCACGACGUGUCUGAACUGUUGCACAUUGUUUGGCAGAACUUGCCAGCCCUCUCUUCCUCGCAGAGUUUGGUGAGAGAGAACCGAGGGAGGCUCACAAUGGCAUUGGAGGCUCUUUAUGAUCUUUCCCAAUUGAGGAAUACUGGCCUCGGGCAUGAUCUGGCAGAUGUCGUUCAGGAUAUACCCCAGGCGAGCAGGUUCGCCGUUGACGUCGACUUCUGUCGGGACUUCGCGCUAUCAGGGGGGUAUGUCGUUCUGCUGAGGGUGUUGCAAUGCGCAACUAACCCCGUGUGUAGGAAAGAGGUCCGACUCGCUGCAUUUAUCCUCGCUCGAGUCGCUUUGGGCCUUGCCGUGAUCCCUUGGCAGCCCUGGCGAGACCAGAGGGAUGCUGAUGCGGACAUAUUUCUUGACAGUGAGGUGGCAGGUAAACUGGUCGAAGAGCUGGUCCAUAUAGUCGCUAGGUGUGCAGGCAACCGCGUGACUGGUACCAACACGGACGACGAGCAGGAGGAGGAUUCCGAGGAGGAGGAGGAAGACGAAGGGGAGAAGGACGACGAAUGGGAGGAAGAAGACGAAUUGGAGGAGGCAGACGAGUGGGAGGAGGAAGACGAAGGGGACGAGGAAGAUGAAGGGGAGGAGGAAGGGAAGCUUUGUCUCCAAGAGACGGCGCUUUCGGCAAUCUGUUCCUUCGCACAUGCUGCUAGCGAGAUGCAAGCGCACAGAGGCUGGUUGCAGAAGGAGCCUGGUGUACCGAGUAGCAGAUUCUGCAAUGCUUUCACCACGCUGGGGCCAGGGGAUUGGCCUUUGGAGACGCCCACACCCAAAUUCGACAGAGAGGAGGUCCAGAAUUUCAUUGACACCAUACGGGAUGUGCUGACUUGCUCCCGAACACAGACUCUUCUACUAGAGUUUUUGAGAGUCGGGCAAAGGAAACCAUCGUCCCGGAGGCUGGUGAAGGACUCCAUCAGGAUCUUUGCCUACCUGUUGAUCCCGAGGAUGGUCUACUGGCAUCGGUUCGGAGAGACGCUGCAGGAUUUCCCGCCCCCACUGUGGUCGAUGGAUUCCCUUCCAGAUCUCUCCAAGGUCAUGGCGGCUCUGAAGCGUACUGCCACGGCAGCAGGUCUCUCCCCUUUCUCGAAGCUGCACUUAGCGAAGAUCUUCAUCUAUCUGAAUAUCCAGGGCAGUGUUCACGAGGAUUUUGUUCGUCUGUGUGAUUGUCUCGAGUACUGCAGUGAGGUGCGUGGCAGGAGAGAGAUCGACUGGUUCACCCGUGAAGUGUUGGACACUGUGCGGGACUGGUUCAAAGCCACUCGUUCAACCUUGGACAAGAGAGAGAUGUACUUGCUUAUCUUCGAACGAAACACAAAAGAGAGCUGCUUUUUUUUUCCCUGUAUCAUCGGUCCGGAUUUUCUCCCGCGUUACGAAAUCACAGCCAUUUAUGAGUAUGACACAGCCAUUUCUAAGUAUGACUUAGCUGCUCGCAUUGAGGAUGAGAACGAGGGUGUCCUUGCACGGAACCUAAGAGAUCAAUCCCUUUUCCAGCAGUGCACCGCAUCUGUCAUUGGGUUGGCUGGCGAUUUCAUGGAAGAGUUGCUGAACGACUACAGUUUGACGAGCGACGGGGUCUUCCUCGAAGAUGCCCACGACCCUCUAGAGGGCUGCCGUCAGUCUCUCCCGAAAGUAAUUGACAAGGCCAUACGUCGUUGCAGCGAUUUACUACGGCAAUCUCUGCGUGUCGAAAGCGUGAGGCCAAAAGACUCUUCCCUGAUGAGAUAUUGGGGUAUUUUCCACGAGUGGAUAAUCGAACCAUGUGGAAAUCCUGCCUGGAGGCCAGCUUGUACAAUCCGCGAGAGCAUUCACAACCGCUACUCCGAGUGCGACACCGAGGGUAUGGAGGGUUUGGAGGACGCUGUUCAUUCUCUUCUCCUACUUCGCAAUAUUUCUCGCCUCCUUCGGCUGUCCAUUGCUUACUUCGGAGGAGACGAUAUGUCACGACUUGGGCAGUGGACAUAUGUCGUUCCAACCCUCGUCACGAUUCUGGCAUACCGCCCCGGCAGUUUUAACCCGCCGACUCAGCUGGGAUUUACACACGACCUGUCUGCCCGUUGCAUGAGCGACAUCAGGUGUAAUAGUGCCGUGGUGAUUGAGACGACACUUCAGGCCGCAAUGAUGAAGAGCAUAUGUCAGGAAACGGAUCCGGAUGAAAAUGAAAGGAACAAUUUGGGAACUCUCUGGUCAGUCCUCCGAAAGUGGCGACAGAAGAGCGAGCAGGAAGGUGGUCCCGGAUCGAGUCCAGACUUCGUGUCGUUAGUCCACGUCAUCGACCUGCACUCCGGCAGUUUCCCCGACCGGCCGCAAGCGGAUCUAGGCCACUGGCUUGACUCAUAUCAAUUUGAGGUGAUGCCGGACGAAGCGAAUUCUGCGACAGUUCCGAAGCUAAGGCUGACAUCGCGUAGGCGAGAUUUUCCCCGCGCUGUGUAUUGUUAUAGGAAGCCCGGAUAAGCGGCCGCGUGGGGGUGUGGGAGUGGAAGAGGGAAGAGGGAUGGGGGCCAGGGCGAAGGUUUGCAGAGC
Molecule: messenger RNA, 2895 nt
Organism: Chara braunii
Lineage: Eukaryota; Viridiplantae; Streptophyta; Charophyceae; Charales; Characeae
Source: the annotation of a GenBank genome assembly